Molecule: messenger RNA, 1716 nt
Organism: Epithele typhae
Lineage: Eukaryota; Fungi; Basidiomycota; Agaricomycetes; Polyporales; Epitheliaceae
Product: Phosphomethylpyrimidine kinase-domain-containing protein
Exons: 8
Coding region: 1-1716 (571 amino acids)
Biological process (GO): thiamine biosynthetic process
Cellular component (GO): cytosol
Molecular function (GO): phosphomethylpyrimidine kinase activity; hydroxymethylpyrimidine kinase activity
Source: RefSeq, a predicted model, not a curated record
AUGGCCAGCCAUCCUCCAGUAGCACUCACGAUUGCAGGUUCUGACCCCAGCGGAGGAGCUGGGAUUCAAGCUGAUCUGAAGACGUUUACCGUCCAUGGCUGUUACGGAAUGGCUGUUAUCACUGCGUUGACAGCUCAGAACACUCAAGGCGUUCAGGCCGUACACCCUUCCCCUCCCGAGUUCGUAGCUCAGCAGCUCCGCGCGGUGCUGGAAGACUCCAACGUUCACGCGCUCAAAACAGGCAUGCUCUACGACGCCGCGACCACCCGCGCCGUGGCACAGACGCUGCGCGCACACUACUUCUUCUCCCCGGACCCGCUCCUCGAGCCCCCGCGCGCCGGCCGGCUCCAGCUCGUCAUCGACCCCGUCGCGCUCUCAACCUCUGGCCACACCCUCCUCACGCCCGACGCGCUCGAGGUGCUCAUCUCCGAGCUCCUUCCUCUCGCCGCGCUUGUCACCCCCAACGUUCCCGAGGCCGCGCUCCUGCUCGCCUGUGCACACCCGCACGACCCCCCACCCGUGAUCGCGACACUCGAGGACAUGGUCUCCGCCGCGCUGGCUCUGCGCGGCCUCGGCCCGUUCACCGCUUUGGUCAAGGGAGGACAUGUCGCGCUCACAUGGGCGGACGUGCGGCGCGUGCUCGGGGCGCGGCCCUCGGUCGAGGUCGUCCAGGACUCGUUCCUCGACGAUAACAUGGAGAUCCUGCGCGCGAACGAGCCCGGGGGCACGCGGUGGGACCGUGGGUCGGGGCCGGUGGUUGUGGACGUCAUGUGCGGGGGGACGUUGGAAAUCAUCACGUUGUUCGUGCGCCCGAAGAUCGAGAGCACGAGCACGCAUGGGACGGGGUGCACGCUGUCGGCGGCGAUCGCCGCAAACAUGGCGAAUGGACUGACUGUGUGGGAGGCGACGAGGAGGGCGACGGUGUUCACGCAUCUCGGGAUCGAGACUGCGUUCCCGGUCGGGCUCGGUAAUGGACCAAUCAACCACCUCCACAGCCUUUCGAAGAGGCUUGUUCCUCCGAAGACGCUCAACAACCGCCACCCUCUGACACGGAUCUUGAUACGCUCUGCCAGCUCGACAUGGAAGGAAUACGUGGAGCACGAAUUCGUGAAGCAGCUCGCGCGCGGCACGCUCAAAAAGGGGUGUUUCCUCCACUUCAUCAAACAGGACUAUCUGUAUUUGAAGUACUACGCGCGAGCAUACGGCUUGCUCAUCGCGAAGUCCGCCACAUACUCCUCCAUCCAGUCCGCCACGCAGACGAUCAUCAACAUCCUCACCGAGAUCGCGACGCACACCACCUUCUGUGCCCAGUGGGGCAUCACCGAAGCCGACCUCGCGUCGACGCCCGAGUCCCCGAGCACGACUGCGUACGGCGCGUACCUCCUCGACGUCGGCCUGCAGGGCGACGGCGCGAAGCUGGUCAUGGCGCUCGCCGCGUGUCUGCUCGGCUACGGCGAGGUCGGGCUGUGGCUCAGAAAGGAGGCGGUGCGGCCGGCCAGUUGGGUCGUGCUCGAAGGGAACCCUUACCUGCGGUGGAUCGAAGACUACUCGGGCGAGGCGUACCAAGGCGCGGUACGUCUCGGACUCGAGACGAUCGAGACGUUGGCGGUGGAGAACCCGCCGAACGAGCUGCAGUUCCGGGAGUGGUGCGCGGUGUGGGAAAGGUGCACGCGGCUGGAGAAGGGGUUCUGGGACGCGUCGCUGAACUUGCUUUGA